ACUUACGACACACUUGUCACCAAAGUUGUCACGGCGUCAUCAGCUGAUCAUAACAAACAAAAUAUUUCUUGAUCAAAAAAAGAUUUAAGUAAAUAUUACAAAAGUGAAAGAAACAUCUUCCUCAGCCAACAAUUAUUGAAAACAACAAAAUUUUAAUUUGGAAUCAUUGAUAUUGGAAUACAUUACAAACAUUAACAUAACCUCGAAAUCUAAAAAUGAAGACCAAAAUCGACAUAGAUUCCCUUCGCAGCGAACACGAGUCUGAUGAACAAUGGGAGGUACGUAAGAGCUUCAUGAUGGAACACAAAGACAAGUUCGAGGAGGACGAGCUGAUAACCUUGGCGCAGAUAUUUACGAACGUUGAGUUUUUAGGUUGCAGAUACCCACCACAGACCAUGAAACGCAUAGCAAAACUUGCAGUGAAGGUGUCAGCUAAAUACAAAGAGAGUAGGAAGAAUAAGCUAAAGAGGACAUUUGUGGAAGCCAGUGAUGCUGCAGAACAGAAAGCUAAAAGGACUUUUAAGAACUAAUACUUAGAAAUAAGUUUAUCACCAGGAGCAUGACUGCAGCUGUAUCAAUGAUAUGGAAUACCUCUUAGCCCAUAAACUAUACUUUAGAUGUCGUCUAAAGUUGCAGGACUUUUUUAUCGUCCCGCUCAAUAAACACCAGCAUAGGGGCAUGUGUCAACUGCAAGGCCCAUACUAAAACAGUACAAAUCUGGUGCUAGAGGGACUCGCAAGAAAUUUUGACAUAAGACCCCUAUUUUGAAUUUAUUUAAUGCUUUUAGAUUGUUUUACUGAAAUUUAUUUAUCAAUAAAUGACUAUUUUCGACAAACAAUCUCGAUAUUAAAGAAAUUAAAACAAUAUAAACAUCAUAAUAUUUCUACAAUAUGCUGUUUUAAUUUACUUGAUUUGUUUCACUAAAAUUGUUGUUUCCAUGCAUUUUCUAAAGUACACAUCAUUGUAAUUGGCAACCAACACUAUUAGAUAGAAAAGUUAAUAAGGAAAAGUUUCUCAGUUUUGAAUUUUCAAAAAGGCUUACAUUUAUUUUUAACAAUUCGUAAAUCUUUGCAUAUUCCCGUCCAUUGCUUUUACGCCAUAAAUAUAAGGAAAGAAUGUUAAAUCUGUUUGUUCGGGGAGGACCAUUAUCUCAGAGUUUAAAAUAAAAAUACUUUUUGUAAAAAA
This is a messenger RNA of Manduca sexta (tobacco hornworm), 1185 nucleotides long. RefSeq names its product partner of xrn-2 protein 1-like. The transcript is spliced from 2 exons. The record is from RefSeq and is a predicted model, not a curated record. NCBI's taxonomy places the organism in Eukaryota, Metazoa, Arthropoda, Insecta, Lepidoptera, Sphingidae. The coding region runs from base 216 to 530 and encodes 104 amino acids.